Caenorhabditis angaria is the source of this 2147-nucleotide messenger RNA. Lineage: Eukaryota; Metazoa; Nematoda; Chromadorea; Rhabditida; Rhabditidae. The record is from the annotation of a GenBank genome assembly.
AUGUUUCUAGGCACAGGUAUUGCACCAAACUUGGUGUUAACUAUUUUAACUUUCUGUUUAUUCGGAAUUUAUAGUGAUUUUCUUUUCUCACUCUUCAAUUCGUUGCCAAUUCCAGUUAGUGAUUUGAUUAAUUCAACAUUAAUUAGAUAUGGGAUUCCAGUCACUGAAACUAGGUUAGUUUUUUUUUGUUUCUUACUAAUUUUUUUCUAUAUCCAUAUAUCAAACCUAUUUUAGCACUUCUAUGAUCACAUCAGUUAUGAUUGGAACAUCAAACAUUGGAGUAAUAUCUUCAUUAUUUUUAAUCGUGCCACUUUCUGACUCUAAAGGUCGAAAAUUCACAUGUAUUUAUUUACGGUAAAUCUCAAAUGUAUCAAAUAGUUUUCAAUUUUCAAAUGAAAUAUUUCAGAUCAGCAAUCAGUUUCGUCUCUUCAAUAUUAUAUGUAGGAAGUGCAAAAUUCCAUUCUUUGGAAUUAUUCACGCUGGCAUCACUUAUUUUUGGACUUCAAGGACCAAUUCGAAUGUUUUCAACUCCAUUGUUCAUCAGUGAAUGUGCUCCAGAUAAAUAUAGAGGAUUGGCAACACUUGCUCUAACUGUAGCUGAUUCUGCUUCAGCUUUAGUGAUGUCUUCAAUAACUUCACCAAAUUUAUUAGGAACUAUUGAUCUUUGGUUCAUUUUUCCAUUAACAUCUGCCGUAUUUUAAGUUUUUUGUUGGACUUGUUCAUCGGAAAAGGCAACAGAUUAUUAAAUUGUUUCGUUUUCAGGUCAGUGGUAUGUUUAUUUCUGGCUACAAGGAUUCAUGAAUCACCAAAAUGGUUGAUUCAACAAAAUUAUAUGGAUGAUGCAAUGGAAGCUGUAAAUUUUUAUCACGGAAAAUCGAAAUCAAAAAAUCAAGGUUUGUUUUUCGAAUUUGUUGCAAAAAUCAACCACUAAUGGUUUUUUUGCAGAUGAUGUUUUGUAUUCAAUGGUUAGAGAGAAAAAUUUGACAUCUGCUCAAAAAUUGAGUUUUCGAGAAGUUUAUGGUGAUGAUACUUUGCGUGAAGCUGUAAAAAUUGUUUUUGUUGCAUAUUCGGUUAUGUGGUUAUCACCGAUUGCAAUUGAAGGUGUUUAUACAAUGAAAAUUCAUUUAGAUGCUGGAAUAACUAUAGAUCAAGUAUAUUUUAAAACUAAUUGAGAAUAUAUAAGGUUAUUGUUACAGACACUGAUGAUAACAAUGGUUUUAUCAAUAUUAUUCAGUCCUAGUCGACUCAUUGGAACUUUUCUCAUUGACAAAUUGGGAAGACGGAAGAUGUUAUUUAUUGCCGAGAUUCUAGUGUAACUUUGAAAUGAAAAUGUUCGAGCUUUAAACUUUUGAAAAUCUUCCUUUUUCAGAAUGACUAAAAUAUUCCUCUCAACUUCAAUGUUCUCAACAGUUUUCUUUUUCGGACCAACGUUUAUCUCGAGAAUUUUUGGUAAGUUUUCUUGAAAUUUCAAACAUCAUAUUCUUGAAUUUUUCAGUAAUUACAAACGAUGUAGUGACUGACUUGAUUCAUGCGACUGGUGCUGGAUCAAUUGGACCUUUGUUAAUUUCUGAAUUAUUUCCACCAUCGGCAAGAACUGCUGUUGGACAGGUUCUUUUUUCAUUGAAAUUUGACAAACAAAUUCUAACAAUCAAAACAUUUUUCAGUGUAUGAUAUUUUUGGGUCUCUUUGUAUUCAUCCCAUUUUCAAUCAUAUUUCCAAUACUUGAAUCGAUUUUUCCUCCAGCGUUCUAUGUUCCAUACUGGAUUAUUCAUCCCUUGAUAUUUUAUUAUCUUUACAAGUAUCUACCGGAAACCAAACAAAAAGCUGUUUGCGAUAUUAUUGAAACUUUGGACAUUGAUGUUGCAUCUAGGGUAAGACUUUCAACUGUUUCACAAUGGAAUACAUUUUUAUUGUGGUUUUCAGAGAGAAUCAAUGGUUAGUGAGGGAACUCCACUAUUCUUCAGAGACAGAGCAAAAUCAUUCUAUGUCAGACGAGCUGUUUUGAAAAUUCCAAGAAAACGAGUAAGUUAUUGAACAGAGAAAUGAAGAGAUAUUUAAAAAAUAAUGUAAUUUUUCAGUCACGAACUAUGGAUCACCUCAAACGAUUCAAAGAAGAAUAUCUUGCACAACACAAUCCAAGAAAAUAA